Molecule: messenger RNA, 1671 nt
Organism: Loxodonta africana (African savanna elephant)
Lineage: Eukaryota; Metazoa; Chordata; Mammalia; Proboscidea; Elephantidae
Product: olfactory receptor 7D4-like
Exons: 1
Coding region: 583-1521 (312 amino acids)
Biological process (GO): G protein-coupled receptor signaling pathway
Cellular component (GO): plasma membrane
Molecular function (GO): olfactory receptor activity; G protein-coupled receptor activity
Source: RefSeq, a predicted model, not a curated record
UUUUUUUUUUUUGGUGUUAUUAAUUGAGAAACUCCUGUUCACAGAGAUGUUUCUACACUUCACAAAGAAGGUAACGGUAAUAACCAGAUUUUGAAACAAGAAAAAACUAAGGCACCAAGAGUUAACUGUCACGUUGAAAGGGUGUGCCAGGUCACAUUUAAGACAUGAAUUUCAACUCAGAUGACCUUUAAUCACUAACAUACAGCUACCAGAAUGAAGGAGGUAUGGGAUUUAUCAGGGAAAAGAACAUACUUGGAAAUUCACAUGACAUGUUUCCAAUUAGCUUGGAAGGGUUAUAUCAAAGAAGAAAUUGUUUUAUGUGUAUAGAUUCAAAUAGGAGAGUUAUCCAAACAGUGGAUAGAAGCUAAAAAGGGAGAGGUUUCUGCUAAGUUAAAGUGUCUGAAUAAUUAUACACAUUUAGAAUGGAAAAGGGCUACCUGCAACUAACUGAAAGAGUCGCUGUCAUUGGAAGGACUCUAUGUCAAAACACAGGUGGUAUUAUAAAUGCGAUGACUAGUGGAGAUGCCAGUUGGCAAUUGAUUCAAUGUUGCUUUUACCUUCUCCAGCCUACACACUAGCUACAUGGAAGCAGAAAACCAAACAAAAGUUUCAGAAUUCCUUCUGCUGGGCCUCUCAGAGGAUCCUGAACUUCAGCCCCUCUUCUUUGGACUCUUCCUGUCCAUGUACCUGGUCACUGUGCUUGGGAACCUGUUCAUCAUUCUGGCUGUCAGCUCUGACCCCCGCCUGCACACCCCCAUGUACUUCUUCCUCUCUAACCUGUCAUUUAUUGACAUCUGUUUCAUCACCACCACGGUCCCAAAGAUGCUGGUGAACAUUCAGACACAGAGCAAAGACAUCUCCUACAUAGGAUGCCUCACUCAGGUGUAUUUCUUCACGAUUUUUGCUGGACUGGAAAAUUUUCUCCUGACCAUUAUGGCCUAUGACCGAUUUGUGGCCAUCUGUCACCCCCUGCACUACACACUCAUCAUGAAUGCCCAGCUCUGUGUCUUGUUGGUUCUGAUAUCUUGGGUCAUCAUUUUCUGGGUUGCUCUGCUUCAUAUUCUACUGAUAACAAGGCUGAAGUUCUGUAUAGGCACUGAAAUUCCACAUUUCUUUUGUGAACUCUCUCAGAUUAUCAAAUUGGCCUGCUCUGACACCCUCAUCAAUAACAUCUUCUUGUAUGUGUUGACUGCCCUGCUGAGUGUGUUUCCCUUCACAGGGAUCCUCUUCUCUUACUCUCAGAUUGUCUCCUCCUUAAUGAGGGUGUCCUCUGCUGGGGCCAAGUAUAAGGCAUUUUCCACCUGUGGGUCUCACCUCUCUGUCGUCUCAUUGUUCUAUGGGAUGGGCAUUGGUGUCUACCUUAGUUCUGCUGUGACCCAUUCUUCUCAGAAGAGCUCUAUUGCCUCAGUGAUAUAUACUGUGGUCACACCCAUGUUGAACCCUUUCAUCUACAGCCUAAGGAACAAGGAUGUGAAGGGAGCCCUGGGAAAGCUCCUUUCUAGAGCAGCCUGUUGUCCAUGAUGGUAACUUGUCUCAGGGCUUAAUGCAUCCAGUUGUCUCCAAAGCAAAUGCCCUGAUUCUUUUUUCUUCCCCAAAAGACAUGCGUCAUUUCCUCUAUUCCUAACCACCUAUGACUUUCAUUUUUAUUUGUUAUUGUACCAUUUUUCCUUA